Molecule: messenger RNA, 824 nt
Organism: Lycium barbarum (goji berry)
Lineage: Eukaryota; Viridiplantae; Streptophyta; Magnoliopsida; Solanales; Solanaceae
Exons: 2
Coding region: 9-587 (192 amino acids)
Source: RefSeq, a predicted model, not a curated record
GACAAAAGAUGAAGAGGGCAGCUUCAACUAGUGGUGGUGCUAAGAAGGCCCCUAGAGUAUCUCCAGAGCCGAGUAAGAGGAGCCUCAGCUAUUCGAUUGAAACUGAUCCGUCGGAGGACCCAGCAACAAUUCCUUCGGAGUUUCUGACCCCCAGAGCAGAGGAUCCCACGGAGGGCAGCUAUGAUACAGAUCCCUCGGAGGAUCCGGCGACGAUUCCUCCAGAGUUUCUUACCUCUAGGGAGGAGGAUAGUCAUAAUACAGAUCUAUCAGAGCAUUCUUCUGGGACACCGGAGGAAGAGAUUUCCGGGGACAUGCCAGCUGCUCCUGUGGUAGAGCAUUAUGUUAGAAAGGCCUCCCCGGUGAGUGUUACGGACUACUCCAGUCCCUUAUCCUGGUCGUCAGUAAACCAGGAAUUGCCUGGUCAUCUAUAUUCCUUCGAUUCAGAUGUGGGUAAUGGCGAGAGUCAGACGAGCGGAUGGCAAAGAGAUGUCGAGGAGGAACACAUUUCACAUGGCAGCUCCCCAGAUCAGACCCGAGACCAAUCAGCUACAGGUACAGAUACCAGCUUUGGAGAUCUGCCCGCUUAGGACGGCUACCCUGCGGUCUUGGAGUGCUCCUUUGUCCGGAGCCCACGUUUGGUAUAGACUUUUCUGUUAUAUAUGUACAUGUUUAUUCAGGGAUACGACGGGGCCCUGUCCCGUCUUAUAAUCCUGUAUUGUUCGUAGAGGUCUGUAGACAUACAUGUGGGUUGUGUAUAUGUUUUGGGUUGAUACUCUGUGAUAGCCUUAUCGGCUUCCACACGCUAUAUCUGUUUAUCUGUGAUA